GACGACAUUUGGAGGCGUGGCACGGACUUGCGCAUGCGCUCUACAUUAUUGUGUUGAUCGGGCGGGUUAAUGGCAGAGAUUUUCUGUCACGUUAAUACAAAAUAACGAGGUAGCCCUGAGUCAGAAGAUAUCAUAUUGAUCGGCUUAACACUUUUAGUCGACAGCUCAUUCUUUAGUUUACCCGAGCAGAAGUGUCCGACAGCGUGUUGUCAGCUAAUGUCGAUGUUAGCUUGCCAGCUAACAAGUCAAUUUGAUGUUUGUGUCACAUACUGUAGCUAACUUUAGCGUCAACUCGGCCACCGAUUCGUAAACCUCAGGUGGAUGCUGCUGUGACAGGCCACACGGGACAAGAUGAUGUUGCCAGAUGCUGAUACGGAGGUGGCUGUGUCAGAUGGAAAAGGAAAAGGGAAGGGGAAAAGAAGUAAGACGCUCUCACUGGACGACUGUGUGUGUCCGGUGUGUUUGGAGAUAUUUUUGGAGCCCGUGACACUCCCCUGCACACACACCUUCUGCAAGGAAUGUUUCCUGGAGUCGGUGGACAAAAGCUCGUUGUGCUGCCCCAUGUGCAGGAAGAGGGUCUCCACGUGGGCCAGAAAGAACAACAAGAACAAGACACUGGUCAACGAGAAGCUGUGGAGCCAAAUUCAGAUCAACUUCCCUCAGCAUUGUCAGCGUCGCCUCAGCGGGCAGGACGCCGUCAGCGAGGACGACGUAGGAGUGUUUUUUCCCAGGGUCAGCCAACCUGGAGAGCUGAGACAAGAAUAUCAGGAACAGAUCACCAAACUGACAGAGGAGAAGCGUGAGCUGGACGAGGAGGAGCGACGGGCCAGUGAGGAGUACAUCCAGAGACUCCUGGCUGAGGAGGAGCUGCUGCUGACGGAGGAAAGGAGGCGGCAGGAGGAGGAUGAGCGCCUGGCCGUAGUGCUCAGCAAAGAGCUGAAUGCUGCAUCUGUCUCCCAGGACGACCAGCAUCCUGCUAAUGUCACUGUGGCCAGGAAGAAAGUCAAUGCAGGACACAUAGAAAGGUUUUUAUGUCGUCUUCCGUCGAAAUCAAGCCCGUCACACUGCAGCUCCAACAAGGAAAACAUCCUCCUCUCUCAGGAUGAGCAUCUCCCUCAGUUGGACUUCUAUGGGUCUCUCACAGCGGACCACUCAGAAGCUGAUUGUGGCAGUCCACUCUCUGUGGUUUUCCCAGCGGAGGAGGAGCGACGAAACAAGAGCCACGCCAGCGGAGACGAAGGACCCUCCUCAGCAAAGAGGAAAAGCUCCCAACUGGAAGCAGAGGCCGAGGAGGCGAUCACCAAGCGAGGGCUAAGUCACUACUGCUCCCCUCCCUCCUCCACUUACUCCUCCUCCUCCUGCUCCUCCUGCUCUUCUAUCUCGCUGGAAAGGGGCGCGACGGCGCUGCGGGGGGUGAUUGAAUUGGAGGCGGAACUCCAGAGCCGGCGGCGCCAGGAGGAGGAGGACAGGCAGAUGGCGCUGCUCCUGCAGCAGGAGCUCAACGAGGAGGAGAGGCAGCAGCGCACCGACAGGCGCAAAGGAAGCGCCGACGCCUACCUGUUGCGACAUGAAAGCUCCUCCCGCAAGCGCGGCAGAGCCAUCAAGGCUCCAAAGACCUCCCCCCGAGCCACUUGCACUUCCUCUGCUUCUCCCUCUCUGGCAUCUUCCAGCUCCUCCAUUCCUAGCAGAGGGAGCAAGCAGACCAGCCUGACGGAUAUGUUCCCCAGCCUGAGCAGCUGAACCACCUUCAACACUGUUCACUGACUUCCUGCCUUUAGAGGACCAGGACUUGGUCAGAUCCAUUUGUCUGCUGGAAGCGCUUCCAUCACUUUCUAUUUGAAUGACUUUAAACAAACAAAACGAAAGUUGCUAUGUUUUUUACAAAAAUGGUUAGAAAGUUGCCUUCAGAUGUUUAUUGCUGAGUUGUUUUGGUGCUUCUACAUUUCAUAGGCUAAAAAAGGUAACAGAUGUUUGCUCCUUGCCUGGUCGUAUAAUCACUGAGAUCUUCUGAUGGCUUUUAUCUCAGUAUGUGUCACCUGUUUGCUCUCCUUGAGGUUGAGGACUUUAAAGAUACACACUGGACUUGUGUAAGAUGGCUUGCACUCGCAUUUUGAUCACAUAGAAGUCAGUUUAGCACCAUGACACUAAUGCUGUUGUUGUCAUGUUGACAAGCUGUCAAGACCGGUUUUCAUCCAUACAGAGGUUCUGGUUCUGGCCUUGAGGUGCUUGUCAUGUUGGAGCAGUAGUGUGUGUGCGCGGGUGGAGUGUGGCAUCAUUUCCUGUUCACUUGCAACUUAUUUG
Molecule: messenger RNA, 2301 nt
Organism: Doryrhamphus excisus (bluestripe pipefish)
Lineage: Eukaryota; Metazoa; Chordata; Actinopteri; Syngnathiformes; Syngnathidae
Gene: rnf168
Product: ring finger protein 168
Biological process (GO): double-strand break repair; protein ubiquitination
Cellular component (GO): nucleus; site of double-strand break
Molecular function (GO): nucleosome binding; ubiquitin-protein transferase activity
Source: RefSeq, a predicted model, not a curated record